Molecule: messenger RNA, 2444 nt
Organism: Diachasma alloeum
Lineage: Eukaryota; Metazoa; Arthropoda; Insecta; Hymenoptera; Braconidae
Gene: Lrt
Product: leucine-rich repeat protein soc-2 homolog
Exons: 4
Coding region: 1-2376 (791 amino acids)
Molecular function (GO): protein binding
Source: RefSeq, a predicted model, not a curated record
AUGCCGUGGAAAUGUCAACUUCUGAUAAUCCUAGCCUCCCUAACUCUAUUUUCACUCAGCCCUGUCGCCGGAAAUCCACUGGAAGACGCCUCUUCCACCUCCGGCCCUCCUGAGAGGCCCCAAAAUGACGUCCGGACGAAAACGAAAAAAACCGGAACAUCAAACACCUCAUCACCACCUCCCGGCGAUUCAGAGACACCCGCGACCUUGAUGACACCCACAUCAGCCAUCAGAAGUGUCACCGAGACCACCUGGGAGUGUCCGAACAUCACACAAAUUGGAGUUGAGUGUUUCUGCGAUUUUCCUCACACCCUCAGCUGCACAGGAGACAGAACUGCAUUGGAGAUAAUAGGUGAUCAUUUGAGAAGCAGCCGCGAAGGAAUAAUUUCUCUCCUGGAUGUCACAGUAACGGGAAUAUCAACGCUACCAUCGAGAUUUCUAGAGGGCGUUGCACUCCACGGACUCGUCAUAUCCACCGGCGAGCUCCGAAGAGUCAAUGAGAACGCCUUUACCGCAUUAGUGAGACCUCUGCAAGCCCUAGGACUCCCCAACAAUCUUCUCGAAGCUAUUCCAACAGCUGCCCUGAUGCAUCUCCAGGGACUGGAGAGACUGGAUCUGUCCAGGAAUAAAUUAAAAACCCUUGAGUCGCAAUCAUUCAAAGGCCAGUCGAGUCUCACGUAUCUCGAUCUCUGUGACAAUUUACUAUCCCAAUUGUCUCCUCAAGCGUUUGUACCGCUGAAGGUCUUGCGUUCAUUGAAGAUGAGGGGCAAUCGACUGAGUGUAUCGGCACUCUCGGCAUUGCGCGGUCUCAAGCAUCUCGAGGAACUUGAUCUGUCGAGAAAUCUUCUCAUUGGUCCCUUGGGGCCCAAUUUACUACCGUCAAUGCCACGAUUGAGGGUUUUGACGCUUUCCGAGAAUGAACUGGGAACGGUGAAACAGGGAGCACUUGGGGGACUGAGGAACUUGACGUAUCUCAGUUUAAGUCAUAAUCAGAUCGAUGUUCUGGAGGACCACGCUUUCCGACACCUCUCCACCCUGACCCGUCUGGACCUUGCCAGCAAUCAAAUAGUAGCCGUCUCCAGUGCAUCCCUAGCCCAUCUGGACAACCUAAUCACCCUAGACCUGACCCACAACUUUCUCCCCUCACUCACAAGUGACCUCAUAAUCCCCUUCCGCAACCUCCAGGACCUCCGGCUCGACGACAACGACAUCACAAUGGUGGACUCUGAAAUACCCACCUCCAAACUCAAGUUGAAACGCUUCUCCCUGUCCGACAACCCCCUCAACUGUGACUGCAACAUCUUGGAGUUCGCGAAUUGGCUGAGCAAUUCGUCCCUCGAAGAGGAGGACCGAUCGUCCGCGGUCUGCGCGACUCCCCCAGCCCUGGAGAACGGCGUCCUAACACAGGUGUCACCAGGAAGUCUUUUAUGCGGCGAGCCAACACCUCCCAUGAUGACGAAACUCCCUCAACCGCAGGUCCAGGUGACCCUCAAGGAAUUCCGUUACGACAGAAGGACAGGCGUCAAUCUCGUCUGGCGUGUGGAGUCGUGCACCGAGAGGUACACCUGCGACAACCUGAUCAUCUACGAAGUGGUGGGGGACUCCGAGAUCGAGAUUGACUCCAGUCCUCUUCACUGCGAGUCAAGCCUCAUGAGGGAUCCCUGCCAUCUACCGGUCGCCAUUCCAUCGUCCCUGGACCUGCAAAUUGGUCACAAAUAUCGGUACUGCAUCGUUCUCUUCGUGUCGACAGCCACUGAUGAGUUGACUUUGGGCCUCGGCUGCAGUGAUCUCUUGUUCCUGGAGGAGAGCAGCCCCAAGUGGGAGGAAAUAACGAGGCAGAAGGCGGCACUGGCGACUCCGACGACAGUGGCGCCACUCAAGGAGAGGAUCACUGGGGUCCACGUUAACAUCUCCGACGAGGGCUUUCUCACUGUUGACGUCAGCUUGUCCACGAAAAACGACCUGGAGAAUCUCUGCGAAGUCUCGGUGGUCAUCUUCGCUGAGGAUUCAUUCCUCCACCGAAAGAAGUUGAACUGCAGCCAACCUAGUGUCACAGUGCCAGGACUGGUACCGGGGAGGUACAAAGUCUGCGCAAGUCUGCUGGAUCCUCUCGGGGAUGAGACUUCCGGGGAAAUCGGUGGGGAGAGAUCUAGGUGUGUUGAGGUCCAGGCGUUUCGGGAAAACACCGAGAUGAUCAUUCUGGGGAUUGCUGGCGUCUCGUGUCUUGUGUUCGUCACGGUUUUUUUCAUUGGCAGGAGCUUGUUGAAGAAAUUCAGGGGACCGAGGAUUCAGACUCAGUGCUUCAUGCCUGCGCAGGAGUUUGAGAUCACUCAUAAAGCGCAUUAUAUUCAACUGUUGACUACUACUAAAGUCUGAAAUAAGUGAUUAAUUUGAAAUAAUUUCAUUGUAUAUACAGAUGUAUUCGACGAUAGGGUGUUCUAUCA